This is a messenger RNA of Dunckerocampus dactyliophorus (ringed pipefish), 4154 nucleotides long. Its product is annotated as integrin alpha-3-like. Gene Ontology annotation, molecular function: integrin binding. The record is from RefSeq and is a predicted model, not a curated record. Lineage: Eukaryota; Metazoa; Chordata; Actinopteri; Syngnathiformes; Syngnathidae. Bases 355 to 3501 code for a protein of 1048 amino acids. The transcript has 28 exons. Gene Ontology annotation, cellular component: external side of plasma membrane; integrin complex. Gene Ontology annotation, biological process: integrin-mediated signaling pathway; cell-cell adhesion; cell adhesion mediated by integrin.
GGAAAUCACCACCACACAGACAGGAAGCCAACACACACACACAUACACACACACACACACACACACACUCACAAUCAAAUGAAGGUGCCCUUACGCUAACUCCUGAAUCCAUUUGUGUGUGCGUGUGUGUGUGUGAUGUGCGUGUGGGCGGGCGUGCAGACAUGAUUUCAUUUGAGAGAGCCUCGGCUGGAGAAUGAGAAUGAGAAAAAGGAGGAGGAGAAGGAGAGUUGGAGGCGACGGCGUGUCAGUGCAUCAGUGGACGAGGACGAGUCACCGCAAGCUGUGUGGGAAUCCAACCGACAACCUGACGCUAUUUGACCUUCUUCUUCAUCUCAACACAACACGUGCGUCUCCAUGGCAACGCGUGUGUGCGUACUACUGAGCAUGUGCGUGUUUGUGUGCGCGGCGUCUAAUGUGGACACGUCCUUCCCGCUGUUGAAGACGGGCGCAGACGGAAGUCUGUUUGGACUCUCCGUCGCUUUGCAUCCUGACCUCAAGACAGACCAGUACCUACUAUUGGUCGGCGCUCCCAGAGAGAAGGCAGAGCCUAAUGUUCCGGCCAAUCACACAGGGGGCGUGUAUAGCUGCCCAAUCACUGCCGACCAAUCAGACUGCAGCAGGAUAUUGCUCAUCAACCCAGACUUGAAGGCGUCUGAGGACCUGGUUGAGGACAUGUGGCUGGGUGUGUCGCUGGCCAGUCAGGGGCGUCCUGGGGGGCGGGUCCUGGUGUGCGGUCAUCGCUUCACGAAGGUUUACGGAGCGUCCAAACUGAGACACAUGAUCGGUCGCUGUUAUCUCCGUGGCAACGACCUACAGUACGACGACACAGACAUUCACUGGCAGAACCCCGACCAGAUCUGCAGUCACCUGGGUGACGUCAGUGGAGAGGUCAUGUGUAACAUGGGAAUUUCUGCCGCCAUCACUCAAAGCGAGGUCAUCGUGGGCUCGCCCGGAAGUUACGAAUGGCAAGGAAACGUCCAUGUCUCCUGGAUGAAUCCACAUCUUCUGUUCGAUACCAGAAGGAGCUCCUUGAGCAACCUGCAGCGCAGAAACAUCUACAUAGGGUAUUCAGUCAGUCAGGCUCGUGCUCUUCUCUCUCAGGAUGAUGACACCAUUGUGACAGGAGCGCCUAAAGACACCAAAGAGGACGCUCGUGGUUCUGUACUGCUGGUGCUCAAACAGUCAGGCUCGCUGACAAUUGGACAGACGCUACGAGGAGAACAGACAGGUUCCUACUUUGGCAAUGCCGUGGUGGCCUCUGACCUCAACAAUGACGGGUGGAGUGACCUGCUGGUGGGCGCUCCGUUCUACUUCCAUCGGCAGCACGAAGUGGGUGGGGCAGUUUACGUCUACACAAAUGCAGGAGGGCGCUUUGACUCCAGACCUACCCUGGUGCUGAAGGGACCGGCCGGUUCGGCCUUUGGAAUGUCACUCGCCUCCGCCGGAGACCUGAACCAAGAUGGCUUCCAGGACUUUGCAGUCGGAGCGCCGUUCCAUGGAACAGGAAGCGUGAUGAUCUUCAGCGGGAGCAGAGACGGCGUGCCUACGGAGCCGAGUCAGGUGAUCACAGGAAGCAGCGUGUCUCCUCGCUUCACAACCUUUGGAUUCUCCCUGUCUGCGGGACUCGACGUAGAUGGGAACAAAUAUCCCGACCUACUGGUGGGAUCUUUGGACGACACCGUCGCACUGCUCAGGUCUCGUGCAGUCAUCCACCUCAAUAAAACCCUAAGAGUGACUCCAAAUGUCGUGGAGCCAAACAGCUGUAACUUCUGUGUUCAGGUGGAAGUGUGUUUCUCCGUCAUGUUGAACACCGUCACGUUGAACCCAAACAUUAACGUCCACUUCUCCGUCGCCGCUGAUGUCACCAGCCUCAAGCCCCGCCUCCGUUUCUACGAGAGCGGACAGAGCGUGUACUCAGGCUUCACGCUGGUGCCGAGACGUCGGUGUAAAACGUUGAAAGUUGGACUUCUGAGUCCAAUCCGAGACAAAGUGGAACCUCUGGUCUUCUCACUGAACGCAUCUCUGUACCACAAGCUGCCCAAGAAACAAGACGUUGUCCAGGACCUGAGGUCCUUCCCGGUGUUGAGCCAGAUCCCCCAGCCGAUCAGGACGCAGGUCCACAUCCAGAAGGCGUGUGGUUCUGAUAACCGUUGCCACAGCAACCUGCAAAUGACAGCCCAGUUCACAGAUGUGCACCAGAACCCACUGUCCAUGUGGGCAGGUCGUCAGGUCUGGUUCUAUCACGGCAGCGUAGAGCGACUGCUUCUGCAGGUCAACGUCAGCAACGUACCAUCACCACGGCGACCAGCAGAGGACGCUCACAACACUGUUUUGAAUAUUAGCGUCCCGCAGUCGCUGGUCUACUCUGGAGUCCGAACUAAGGUUGGGCCCCAGGAAGUCCAGUGCAGUGCAGUUAGCUCCGCUGUUCUGUGCGAGCUGGGAAACCCAUUCAAAAGCAACUGGACGGUUCAAGUGUGGAUCAUAUUCCAGCCUUCCCAGAUCACUUCAGACACCACAGAGAUCCAGACAGUGCUGCAGAUGUCCACGCUCAGCGAACAGACAGACUUGUCUCCAGUCUUGGUCUCCAUGACGGUCAACUACUCGCUGGACAUGUCCCUCGCUUUGAGCCACCAGCCAGGCCCCACCUUCUUCAGUGGUCACGUAGUCGGCGAGUCAGCAAUGAGGACGACCGAGGACGUUGGCACUCCGCUCGUAUUCACCUUGCAGGUCCAUGUGGGCGGGAGGCCACUCGGUCGCCUGGGUAACCUGGAGCUUGCAUUCGAUUGGCCGAGUGAGCUGUCUAACGGGAAGCGGCUACUCUACCUGACAGAGAUCGUGGUGAACGGCACCUCAGAACCUCAAUGUGUUCCGUCGGGCAACGUUAUUAACCCCCUCUACUUGACGUUAUCUGAAGACGAGAGGGGGAGGAGGGAGAGGCGGAGUCCAGAGGAGGAAGUGAAGGAAGAGUGGUCAGAAGAGAGUCCACCUGUCCCUCACCUGCAGGCUCAGGAGGAGAAGUCUUACGUGUUGGACUGCGUGCACGGGGCCAAGUGCGUCCACUUCGUUUGUCCACUGGUCCACAUCAACAACAGCGCGUCAGUGAUGCUGCGAGCCCGACUGUGGAACUCCACCAUGUUAGAGCACUUCACGGAUGCCAGGAAGGUGCUGCUUCGAGGCCACGCCACCCUCAGGCUGCACACGGGAAGAGCUGACACCAGCAUGGAUGCCCCCAGCACAGAGAUGGUCGUCCAUGUUUACCCGGACCUCAAGCAACUGGUGGACACCAGCGCCCCCCUGUGGGUCAUUCUGAUGUCAGCUCUGGUUGGAGUAGUGCUGCUGGCUCUGAUCUGCCUGCUACUGAGGGAGUGUGGCUUCUUCACACGGCGUAUGGUGGUGCAGCACCAGGGGAGGAUUGUUCACAAAGAGCUGCAAGAACACCAAGACGCCAUCUGCACAAAGACCACGCCCAAACAUUGGGUCACCUGGACCGCCGUGCACUGACGCCGCUCGUCUCCAUGGCAAUACCUUACCAAAGCAGAGCGUGCUAUUAUGUGCUUCCUGUAUUUCCUUCAGGGAGCAGCAGAGGCCGCUGUUGCAUUAAAGAUGUGUUGUGCAGCUAGCCAGCAGUGACUUCACCUGUACCGACGCCUGUCAAUUACCACUUGGUUGACAAACACCUGAGAAUUCAAUUAAUCUGGCCAACAUCUAGUAGAGCAAACCAAACAACAGAAAAGUCAACUUGUCUUGUUAACCGAGGAAAAGGCUUCUUGAGACGUCAUCUGUACUUCUGUGUAGAAGGUGUCGGACGUUUCGCUCCUCAUCCGAAGAGCUUCGUCAGCAAACUAAUAAGUGCUGGUAGCUUAGGCCUUAAAUACAGUAAGAGUGGGCGGAAUUGGUGUGCCAACACCCUCCUCCUAUUGGUUCGUUACACUAAGCCUGGGCGGAGCAGUGGUAUAAUCCUAUCCUGUUAUUCACACCUACGAUAAAAGGGAAGUGUCGCUCCCUGAAUUGGGUAUGAACGACUCUGAUACUGGCUUGUUAGCAUCUAUUGUUCUGGCUCGGCCCUGCCUUCACCUCAUUUGCAAGACUAAGAGCUGUGGGUUUUGGUCUCAGUAACCUGCUGAACACAGGGUCCAAAUUGAACCUCAAACCAC